Colossoma macropomum (tambaqui) is the source of this 4300-nucleotide messenger RNA. RefSeq names its product immunoglobulin-like domain containing receptor 1b (gene ildr1b). Gene Ontology annotation, molecular function: high-density lipoprotein particle receptor activity. The transcript is spliced from 8 exons. The record is from RefSeq and is a predicted model, not a curated record. Bases 679 to 2334 code for a protein of 551 amino acids. NCBI's taxonomy places the organism in Eukaryota, Metazoa, Chordata, Actinopteri, Characiformes, Serrasalmidae. Gene Ontology annotation, cellular component: plasma membrane.
CACCCUCCAGAGCUCAGUUACAAUCUAAUCUGACAACACCUCACUCAUCAAAGGAGCGUGAUGUGAACACUGAGGGAGCUCUGUGGGAAGUCAGGGUAAAAAGGAAUGAAGUUUAAUGGAAAUUAAGUUUUAAGUUCUGAGGAUCGGCAGGAUCUCCAAGAGAUUCGAAUUCAAAGUGGGCACGGUCAGCCACGCGUCGACUAAAGAGGACCACCAUUGCAUGAGGCCUCGAUUUCCAAACAGGUUAGCAAACAGAACAGCGCCGCCCUGUGGUGAAGAGUCAGAAGUUACAGUUCGUAAAUUCUUUCAUGCACUUCGUCCCAUGAAGUACAGCGAUGGAUGCAGGUCACAGAGAGAAUGAAAUGCAACGAACGUGGCAUUAAAAACCGAAGAAACACAGAGCAGAAAGUGAAGAAACGCGGAGCUGAGCACCUGUUCGCGUUGACGUCACGAAGAGUGGGGGGAGGGGCGGAGCGGAGCUGAAGGCCUGAGAGUGAGAGACACCUGUACCCAAGCAGAGUGGAGCUCUGAGACGGACACGGCGUGUUUACUCGAAAUACCUCCCCGCUGGACUAUGGAGGGGGCCUCUGUCAGAUGACCCACUGAAGCAGAACAGUCAGAUUUCUUGAUAUUUGAUGAAAAAUUCCUGCAGAAAUUUCCGUGUGACGCAACGCAGCCAUGGAGAAGAGGAGGAGGUCGGUAGCCGCGCUCUUCUGCUGUCUUCUCCUCACAGAACUGCUUGCCAUCCAGGUAACAGUUCCUUACACAGAGAGAAGCACAACUCUGUUUGCCUCUAUCAUCCUGCGUUGUGAUUACUCGACUUCAGCCAACCAACAGGAUGUGCUGGUUACAUGGCGCUACAAGUCCUUCUGCUUGGACCCAGUGUUGCAGUAUUACUCAACAGCGUACCAAGCGGCUCUGACUCUGGGACAGGACCCAGCCAACGACUGCCCUGAUCGGCAACGCACUGUCCGCACGGUCAUCCAGAAGAGAGGCAUUAAUGAACCCAUACUGGGGGCAGAUUAUCGAGAACGCAAGAUCACCAUCCAAAACAAAGCAGAUCUGGUCAUCACUGAGGUCAUGUGGUGGGACAAUGGCAUGUACUUCUGCUCCAUUGAUGCAGCUGGAGACACCAUAGGAGACUCUGAUAAGGAAAUCAAGCUCAUUGUAUACCACUGGUUGACGGUGCUGUUGAUCAUCAUUGGGGCAUUGCUGCUGAUCAUACUCUUCGGUGUCUGCUGCUGUCAGUGCUGUCCUCAGAAAUGCUGCUGCUAUGUACGCUGCCCCUGCUGUCCCAAGACGUGCUGUUGCCCAGAGAAAAUGGUGAUGCAACACAGGAUGAUGCGUGACGCUCAGAAAGCCAUGGCUCCUUGGCUCCAUGGCCAGCCCAUCUAUUCUCCCAUUGGCUCUAAUGGAUCCUCUCAGGCGAACCCUUUGCUGUACUCAGGUUCUUUUUCUGAGUACCCGUCUAAACACAAUAUGCCAAUGGGGCCGAUGGUUAUCCCUUCACCCCAACCUGGGCCACCUAUAGUACUUCCACAUGGAGUCCAAGCCAAUGGCAGCAUGCGUGGGAGUAUGCAGGGUAGUGUGCAUGGCACCAACCAGAUGCUGGACUUCCUGGAGAAUCAGGUGAGGGGGAUGGAAGCUCCACUUCUCCAGACUCAGCCUCAGUAUGUGGUGGCUCCUCUUCAGGCUCUGCCUCAUCAGCAAAUAGCCCUUCCACCACAGCCUGUACAGCCCACACAGCCACUAACACAGGCUGUACCCUUCACCCCCGGGCCUCCCAGCAUGCUCUCAGCCCUGGAUGAGAUGGGUGUGCAUGGCGUGGAGCGCAGGGUCAUCCAGCUGCCCCCCAUUGUGGGCCGAGCCCCAAGCCUGACCUCUCGCAGAGCCCCAAGGGAUAACCGUGGGGUACUACGCUUCUCCAGCCAGUCCAGCAGCAGCUCAAACCGUACGGGCCAUUACCAUGAUGACUCACAGCGGGAUCCUGGGUCAUCACGGCGCGGGAUCCUGCGCAGUCAUAGUGACGACUCAGACUGGGACGACAGACGGGGCCGGGGAUCAAAGGGACGCAGGGGAGGUUCAGGUGGGGAGCGUCCCUCACGCCCACGAGCACGCAGCAAAGACGAGCUGAUAGAGGAGCUGCAACGGGCAAAUCCUCGUCGUGGCUCCUGGAGCUCAGAGGAGGACAGUCACAGAGGAGCCAUAAGUUCACGAGACAGAGGCUGGCCUGAAAAACCACCCAGCUACUCCUCCAUCGAGAUCCAGCCUGGCCACAGCAGGAGGACCAACUCGGAUAAGAGCUCUCGCAGUGGCGUCAGUGUUGUGAUCUGAAGCGUUGUACUGCCUAAUCCUGCAUUUUCACCCAGCUUCUUCUUAAAUUAGAAUGACCAAGUUUCAGUAAAUGGGAGGGAUUCCAGAGUUUUCUGUAGAAAGUCACUGUCAAAGAGUGAACAGCCUUAGGCCAGUGGUAGAAGAGGAUGAUAGUUUUAAAACAGUUUUGUAAUUUUAAAAUUCAUAGAUUUUCCUGCCUUGUUAUAUUUUUUAAAAAUGUUUUGUAUUUUUAGAUUUUGUUUGUUUGCUUUUACAGUUUGAGUGCUGUCAAGUCAGGCAGUGCUAAUAUUUUAUAUGAAAUAAUUAUAUCCCAAAAAGCUAUGAUUCAAUUUCAGUGUAGAUUUGUUGUGUUUACAUGUAUCUGUUUUGUGUUCAGUUUGGUGGUGGGUUUUUUGUCUUUGAUAUGAAGGAAGACUACAUGCACACAUUUAUUUAAUGGAAAUCCCACCCAUUUUUCAACAUUUCUCAUUAACUCAGUAACUGAGACUGUUAUAUAGCAUACACUGAAAUGUAUAAAGUCCUUUAGAAUGGUUUGUAAAAACUUACUGACUAGGAACCAGAGAUUGCAAUGUCAUCAACACAAAUAUAGUCAUAUACACGUUUUAUGACUUUUCAUAUGUAAUGUUGAUAAUGGUAAAAUAGUAGUACAUCUGAAAAAAAACGUUUUCUUUGAGUACUAUUUUGUCAUGCAACACCCUGCAUGUACCUCUCUGCCUUGAAUGCCAUAUAAAAAAAUGUUUUUGCAAAAUUGGAAAAUCUGAAAAAUAUGUUUUCUUUUGUUACUGUAUUCCCUUAAAAUGUCCUGCAUUCACUUCUCCACCAUGAAUGGAUUAGAAAAAAAAAGUUUUAGGCCAACACCAUAUUAUCAUAAAUCAAUGUCUCAGGCAUCAGGCAGUGUAUUCGCAACCAUUUCAUGUAAUAACUUUCUGUAAGGUCGAUUUUUUCGGGGGAUUAAGCACUUCAGAUGUCUGGUUACCACCACUGCGAACAGUUCUGACUUGGCGAGUUUAAGUAGAACGGAGUAAUCCACAUCAGACCACCCCAAAUAACUAUGUUUACAUUUUAACCCUUUAAUGAUAUAGAAGUUUUGAAAAACUGGUGGAAUUCCCCUCUAACGUAUGCCUUACAUUUCUCUUUACAUUUCCCCUGACUUCCUUAUUAUGAGUGUCCUUCAGACCCCGGUGGCAUUUCACAAAGUAGGAUUUCUCAGUAAGCUGGGUAAAUUAAGUCUGAAGUUGAGGAUUGUCCAAUAGGAAUGUUCCUUAGCUCUUCUCCUGUUGGACAGACCAACUGACAACUCUUGCUUUGUGAAAUACCCCUCACAUAUGUGUGGUCUUGUACUCCUCAUUCUCCAGUAGUACUCAAGUCUGCAAACUGGGCCCAUUUAACUUCCCCCUCAACUUUUCUGCAGCCUUACAUUCACUUUCCAUUUAUUACGUUUCUCUCUUCUUUCUGUAAAUCCUCCUCAUCAGUUUCUCUUGCUCCACUGGGAUACAAAAGUAACAAUGUGGAUAAAAAGGGGAUGAUUUGUGUGUUGUGUAUGCUUAUAAGCAAGGCAGCUUGUGUCAGAGAAUGAAAGUGGAGGCUUGAGUCAGCUGUGAAGGAAUUUAGAGGUCAUUUAAAUCUGCACAUGAAUACAUACGUUUGUGUGGCCAAAUUCAGACUCCGUGGUAACAAAAUGAAGCCUGUGUACAUCCCAAAUAUUAAAAAGGGACGUGCGAGUCGGCACAAGCCCUGGGUAAUAUUCCUCAGCCUGUGCUUCAGUUUCCUUUGGCUCCUUGACAGUGGAGUCAUUUUGUGUUUCAGACAUGCUGUUCAACUAAUUUUGCACAUAUUUUGCUGGGUACAGCAGUCUGGCUUUGGCUGCAUAUGAAGUAUAGUUGUGUGGCACAUUUGUGUGUGCUUACUUUCAGUCUUUUUUAAUGACAAUAUCUGUGACUAGUAAUAAACAAAUUUGGAACCACCA